AUGCUGAAAAUGAUCAUAGUCUGCCAUCUGACAGCUUUAAUAUUCACCACCGGUCUUCUUGUUCACUGCCCUCAGAGAGGUUUCGUCGGCAUUAACAUCGGCUACGACGAGCUCGAUAUCCACUCCAAUGGCGAACAUCAAGUGCAAGACUCGUGCAAUGCUGAUUGUUACUGCCAGAGCGAAUUCAAUCCGAUUUGUGAGCAAAGCACUGGUCAUAUGUACUUCUCUCCUUGUUACGCCGGAUGCAGGAGUAAAUCGGAACAGGGCGGCAAAACUGAGUGGACGGAUUGCCAGUGUCUGGAGACAAACUUCACCCACGGUUACGAAGAUCAUCAGCACGAUACGACCCUUCACGGAGGGUACUGCGAAAUUGAUUGCGGCUUCAAUAUCUAUAUACUUAUGGGCACUCUAUUCAUUACCGUAGUUGCCAGUUUCGCCUCAGGAAUACCUACACAGCAGGUGUUUUAA
Molecule: messenger RNA, 468 nt
Organism: Cooperia oncophora
Lineage: Eukaryota; Metazoa; Nematoda; Chromadorea; Rhabditida; Trichostrongylidae
Source: the annotation of a GenBank genome assembly